UCCGGAAGCCCCCAGCUGCCGGCCGGAGUCCCCACCAGCCGCGCCCCCGCCGUCGGUCCGCCAUGGAGGUGCAGAAGGAGGCGCAACGCAUCAUGACCCUGUCGAUAUGGAAGAUGUACCAUUCGCGCAUGCAGCGCGGCGGUCUGCGUCUGCACCGGAGUCUGCAGCUGUCGCUCGUCAUGCGCAACGCUAGGGAGCUCUAUCUCUCGGCCAAGGUGGAAGCCCACGAACCCGAGAUGCUCUUGUCGCCCUCCGGCUCCCCAGAUCCUUGCCGGCACCCGCUAAGGGAAGCGGAAGCCGCAGCCGAAGCAGCGCCCCCCGACGGUGAGCAGCCCUCUCCAGAGCCCAAGGACAUCCAGGAGGCGCGGAGAGCCGAGGAGACCCUUGCCCGGUGUGACCCGCGCCCCGGCAAAGUGAACCGCAAGCGGCGGAGCUGCAGCCUGAGCGACGUCGGGGACGCCGGACUGGUUCCGAGCAAGAAAGCUCGUCUAGAAGAAGAGACAGAGAAGGAAGGGGAGUCUUCGGAGGUCUGUGAUCGCCUGCAGCCCCUUUCAGCGCAAGCGGAGGGCGCUUUCCCCAAUCUGGCUCGUGUCCUCCAGAGGCGCUUCUCCGGCCUACUGAACUGUAGCCCUGCAGCCCCACAGACGGCGCCGGCGGCGUGCGAGGCGAAGCCCGCCUGCCGCCCGGCGGACAGUAUGCUGAAUGUGCUUGUGCGGGCCGUGGUGGCCUUUUGAGGGACCCCGAGCGGCGCUGCCAGAGCACAAGAGUGCGCGCCGAAGAGUCGGCCGGAGUGCGCAGACCCGAGGCGAGGCCCACCCCCGAGGGAGCGCUCGCGGAAACUGUGGAGAGGAGCCGCCGCCCAGGCUGCUGAGAGCCCAGAGGGGGACUUUGUCCCUGGGGAGGCAUCGCCAUCUACGUGCAGCAGUGGCACCGGCGGCACCGAGAAGCCUGAGUCCGGGGCGCGGCCGCCUUCCCCCGAGACCUGCCGCGCCCACAGGUGCUGUCUAAACGGACUGGAUUCUGGACCUCCCCCUCUCCUUCCCGCACUGGGAGAAGGGAGGCAUGGUUAUUUCAAAUCCUCAGGGUCGGACUUAAUAAUACUAUCACCAUCUUUUUAAGCCAGGGGGAUGUGCUGCCCUUUCAAGGUAUUUCAGUAGUUGGUGUGUGUGCGUUUCCAACCUCGGAGAAUACCAGGCGCUCCCCUUCCCCCUCCAGUGACAUACUUGUGCAAGCGGUCAUCGUUGCGUCAUGGGGCGGACGUGGGGAGCUUCCUGUUGCCCUGCGUGGGUGUGGGGCCUGGGAGGAGGGCCUGGGGUGUGGACCGCCCCGGGGAGUGGGAGGAGGGCCUUCUGAGUCACUUCACCCCGGCGUUCUGUGGCUUAGUAUCCUGGGCCCCACUGCUGUGGAGGUGUGGGGGGGAGGGCUGCUCUAAUUUCAGAUUAAAAUCUUUCUUGUCUGGUGUGUUAAGAGGUGGGAAUAUAUUCCAUCUAGAGUGAUCCUCACAACUCGAAAGCUCUUGGUCUGAAUCAAGUUGGGGGUAGGAGGGGGAGUUCAGAGCGCUUUGCGGAGACGGUACCAAUUUGGGGGCGGGGAAGAUUCAUACUGUAGUGGACUCUGUUUACCUGGCCUUUUGCUAGAAACGCCAGAUAGGAAAAUAAAAACCAU
Messenger RNA from Condylura cristata (star-nosed mole), 1665 nucleotides. RefSeq names its product immediate early response 2 (gene IER2). The transcript has 2 exons. Lineage: Eukaryota; Metazoa; Chordata; Mammalia; Eulipotyphla; Talpidae. Bases 63 to 734 code for a protein of 223 amino acids. The record is from RefSeq and is a predicted model, not a curated record.